AUGCUUGCAGGCUACCGCUUACAAGUCGUAGAACACAGAAGUGAAAUCGGUUGCGCUCGUGAGCAGGCCAUGAAACGCAAGAAUGCACUUGCCAGCAUCGUUGAGUCGAAGAAUGUAUUCACGAUCAUCAACGCCCAUGCACGCUUCCUAUACGGCCGCGAUAAGACUUAUGAUGUCGUUGUUGCCCAAGACGAUGAUGAAGACAUGGUCUUUCUCAUCGGCUACACGGAAGCAAGCACGCGUCUCAACACCGCUGGUGAGAUUGAGGUGGUGAAGAGCAAAGGGACUAGGGACUACUCAGGAGAUGGAAGUCAGCUGUAUAGCGAACGACUGUACUGA
This is a messenger RNA of Macroventuria anomochaeta, 339 nucleotides long. RefSeq lists its product as uncharacterized. The coding region runs from base 1 to 339 and encodes 112 amino acids. The transcript has 2 exons. The record is from RefSeq and is a predicted model, not a curated record. NCBI's taxonomy places the organism in Eukaryota, Fungi, Ascomycota, Dothideomycetes, Pleosporales, Didymellaceae.